UGGGCCGGGGGCGGCGGCUGGGCUCGCCCCGCACCAGGGGACCUGGGGUUGGAGGGAGCCGAGCCCGGGGUGCGGGGAGCAGGUGAGCCCGGCGCCCUGUGCGCGCUCGGCCCCCAGCCCGGCCCGUGGAUGGUCCCUGGCGUGGCCGGCGGCCCCGGCACCUCUCGCCCUGCCUCGAUUGCUCGGUCUCCAGCCCCGGGCGGUCACGCCGCGGCCGGGCGAGAAUCAGGCCCUGGGCCUGACCGGGCUGCUUUGCUUGUCCCUGGCCGGGAGCAGCUGGCAGGCUCGUUAUCGUCAGGUAGCGUGGAGGCGCUGGGGCUGUGGGAGCCGCGGCAGGUGCCGGUGACGUUCGAGGACGUGGCGGUCUAUUUCUCCCCGGAGGAGUGGGCGGCGUUAGAGGAAUGGCAGAGGGAGCUGUACCGGGACGUGAUGAUGGAGAAUUACGAGCUGGUGGCAUCUUUGGGCUCCGUGGGCCCCAAGCCCAAGGCAUCAGCUAGAAAAGCAAAGCGAGAGAAGGCACCAUAUGUCUGGGACCACCAGUACUCGAGAGCGAAAGUCCUGGUGCUUCCAGCACAGGGGAACGACACCCCUAACCAGGAGCCGACGACCUUCGAGGAGGUGGCGGUCUAUCUCACCACCGAGGAGUGGAAGGAGCUGAAGGACUGGCAGCGGGAGCUGUAUCAGGACGUGAUGAAGGAGAAUUACGAGCUGGUCACGUCUGUGGGAGGCACCAUGGCGAAACCGGAGAUUGUCUCUAGGCUAGAGCGCGGGGAAGAGCCAUACAACCCCAGAGAGACACGUGUUCCUGGUCCCCAUGGCAUGGGUGGUGGGACCCGGGGGACUGACGAGGAGGGGAUGCGUCGUGAGGACGAGACGGCAGAGCUGGACCCGAGCGAGAUGCCAACGGAGCGAGACGCAGCGAGAGCUUCCCUGGGCUCGGCCGGGACCGGAGCCAGCGCGAGGCCUGGGGGGAACGGACACGAUGAACCCCCGUGGGGCGAGAGGCGGGUCAGGGACUCCCCAGCCAGCGCUGAGCCCCAGAGCAACGGGGCCCCAGAAAGGCCCCGCCCAGCGCCCGAGAGCCAGGGGGGCAGCGUGGGGACGGGAGCCGUGACUGUAACCCCCAGCGCAGAGGGGCCGUGUGGGGGGAGCCCUGGGCAGCGGGGGAAGCCAACAGAGGAGCACGCCGCCCCUGGGGGCGGGAGGCCCUACGAGUGUGGGGAGUGUGGGAAGGGCUUUGGCAGCCAGGCCUCCCUAGCCAAGCACCGGUGGCAGCAUGCCGGGGCGGGCGCCUUUCCCUGCAGCCAGUGCGGCAAAGCCUUCAGCAGCAAGGGCAACCUCCUGCGGCACCUUACGCUGCACAGCGGGGAGAAGCCCUACGGCUGCGCCGAGUGCGGGCGGCGCUUCCGCACCAAGCAGGCCUUCCUGUCGCACCAGCGCGUGCACAGCGGGGAGAAGCCCUUCGCCUGCCGCCAGUGCGGACGGAGCUUCACGCGCAAGGAGAACCUCGUGCGCCACCAGGAGACCCACGUGCGCAAAGAGCCCCAGGCGUGCCCCGAGUGCGGCAAGAGCUUCCUGCACGAGGGCUCGCUGCUCCUGCACCGCCGCGCCCACGCCGGGGCCCGGCCCUUCCCCUGCGCCCACUGUGGCAAGAGCUUCAACUGGAAGACGAACCUCACCACCCACCUGCGCAGCCAUGCCGAGGAGCAGCCCCCCGCCGGCCGCCAGCGCGGCCAGGCUUCCAGCGACCGCGGAGACCUGCUGCGGCACCAGAGGGCCCACGCGGGCGGCGGGCUGCCGACGGGCUACGGCAACGGGGCGACCUUCAGCGAGUUCCUGCAGAUCCACGAGAUGCUGAUCUCCCGCACGCAUGCCCGCAAGCCCCUGGGCGCCCUCACCAAGUACAAAUGGGAGGGGAUCCCGGGGAGCCCUGCGGGGCUGGACCGGCUAAGGGAGGGGGAGCCGAGGUCUGUUCCAAGGUGCCCUGCGGUGCUGGCCUGGCUAAGGGAGGGGGCACCCCGGGGAGCCCCGUGGGGCCGGCCCGGCUGGGGGGGCACCCCGGGGCCGGCCCGGCUGAGGAGGGGGGACCCGGGGUCUUCGCACCCGCAGCAGGUUCGGUGCCCGAGGUCCCGGCUUGUGCCCAAAGCCCCCGGCCAGGGCCGAGUUUGGGGACCCGGGGCCGGGGCAGAGCCGAGCCCCGCUGCAGCCGCGGGCCGGGUGGAGGGAACCGGCUCGUCGGCAGCGAGCCCCGGCCGGACCCGGGCUGCUCCUCCCCAGCGCUGGGCCGGGCGGUGUGAGCGGCUCCUCCCCCGUCCCCGCCCGCCUCCUUCCGGCCCCGGCCCCGGCCCCGGCCCCGGCCUAGCCCGGCGGAGGAAGCGCAGCGGUGCCGCGGGAGGCUCCGGCGAGCCCAGGCGAGCGGCGCGCAGAGCCCCGGGCGGCGCAGGGGGCAUGGCCGCUGGGAGCGCUGCUCAGGCCCUGGUGUCGUUCGAGGACGUGGCGGUCUAUUUCUCCCCAGAGGAGUGGGCGUUGUUAGCUGAAUGGCAGCAGGAGCUGUACCGGGAGGUGAUGAUGGAGAAUUACGAGCUCAUCGCCUCGCUGGGUUCUGCAGGCCCCAAACCGGAAAUGAUCUGUAAAAUGGAGCGAGGGGAAGAGCCACACGCUGCAGCUCCCCAGGGGGAGAGGGACAGAGGAAUCCUGGAUGCCCCCAGCACAGCUGGCUGGGGCAGGCGUGUCAAGGAGGAGCGGCCGGUGGAGGGCUGCAACGAGCAGUGGGCGGCACACACGUCGCUGGCCGGGGGAGCCGAGGGGUUUGUGCUGGAGUACCCUGCCCUGUGGUGCGAGGUGAAGCCGAGGGACCUGGCUGGAGACGCCCCCCAGCAAUCCCCGGAGUGGGAGGGAAGGGACGGCGCGUUCCUGAGUGGCCCGUUGGCCAUGGUCCACCCGGCGAGCGAGGGCCCCCUCAUCUGCUGCGAGUGCGGGAAGAGCUUUGACGACGAGGCCUCGCUGAGCGCCCACCAGCGCCUGCACCCGGGCGCCGGGCCCCACGAGUGCCGGGCCUGCGGGAAGAGCUUCCGCCACCGCCGCAACCUGCUGACCCACAAGAAGCGGCGGGGCACGAGCCGGCACGCGUGCACUGAGUGCGGGAAGGGCUUCUGCCUCAAGGGCGACCUGCUGCGGCACCGGGCGGGGCACGCGGGCGAGGGCGGCCACGCCUGCAGCCUGUGCGGGGAGAGCUUCCGCCACCGGAGGACCCUGCUGGCCCACAGGAAGGAGCAUGCCGGGGACACGCCCCACCGGUGCCCCGAGUGCGGGCAGAGCUUCGGCGACCCGGCCAGCCUGGCCCAGCACGAGGCGGCGCACCGCGAGGAGAGGCCCUUCGUGUGCGCCCGCUGCGAGCGCAGCUUCAGCUGGAAGGAGAGCCUGCUGAUCCACCAGCGCAGCCACCCCCAGGAGCGCUCCCACAAGUGCGCCGACUGCGGCCGCAGCUUCAGCCGCAACGGCAACCUCCUCAUGCACCAGCGGGUGCACACCGGGGAGCGGCCCUACGCCUGCCCCGAGUGCGACCGCGCCUUCUGCAACAAGGCCAACCUCAUGGCCCACCGGAAGCUGCACCGGCGGUUCAAGCCGUACGCCUGCGCCCAGUGCGGGAGGAGCUUCAGCUUCAAGACCAAGCUGCUCCUCCAUCAGAGGGCCCACGGGGACGAGCAGUAGCCCCCUGCCGCUCUGGCUGCUGGAGGCUGCAGCCGGGCCUGGCAGGCUGCCUGGCUCUGGUGUUGCUAAGGGCCGGGGGCGAAAGUCGCCCCCGGGCAGAGGGCUGGGGCGAGGCCUAGGCGUUGCCUCAGCCUGGGGGUCCCCUGGGCCCUGGAGCAAGACCCCCGCCUUUGCGGGGAAGCUCUGCUGUCUUGCAGAGGCCUGGUUAGGUCACUCUGGGGGGGUUCUGCCGUUGCUAAGGGUAGGGGGUGAAAUUCGCCCCAGGGCUGAGGGCUGGCGCGCAUGCGGGACUCAAGCGGUGCCAAGGCCUUGCCAGCCAGCCCUCUCCCCGGGGGAAUUUCACUGGUCGUCAGUAUACUGCCGUGUGUCCUCCUUGUAAGGCAUCAGACUCGCCCUGGGCCUGGCUGCCCUGAGAGCUACAUCCCCCUCCUCAAAUGGCAGUUCCCUGGCCCGCCAGUGGGCAUCCUGAGCCCCCCAUAGUUACCUAACCCACCCAUAGGCGGUGGUGGUCUUAGAGAGUCAUAGCAGCGAAGGCCAGAAGAGAUUGUUCUGACCAUCCGGUCUGGCCUCCUGCUUCACCCAGGGCAGAGAAUCUCACGCUGGGUCUCCUGCAGCCCCCUAAGAAGGACCAUUGGGCAGUUUCUGAGAGAGGUCAGGGCACUAGCCGAAGCCUUGGGUUCAUGUCCCUGCUCUGCUACAGAUUUCUGUGUGGCCUUGGGCAUGUUUCUUAGCCGCUCAGGGCCUUGCUGCCCCAGCCAUACAAUGGGGAUACCAGCCUGUCCUGCCCACGGGGCGGGGGGUGGGGAUAAAUACAGUCCUGCUUGUGAGAUGCCCAGAUACCACGGUGAUGGUAGCCAGAUAAAUGGAUGGUUUGUCUGGUUGGCCCCCGGCAUAGCCCGGGCUGUAGAAGUUCCCACGGUUGAGCGUGAGGCUCCUCUAGCUGCUGUUCCCAGUGUGACUGGUUUUCCCCAUAGAGACGGUCCUGUGGGGCAUUUCCCAGUGCCCGCCCUGCUUGUUUCACCACAGCAUCGAAGGGGUGCCCUGUACCCGGGUCCCUUCACAUUAGAACUGCGCCAGGAUUUUGGAAAUGCUCCGCAGCUCCAGAGCUGCAAUGGGGGGUGUGGGGAGGGUUCCCCGCGGGGCGGCGGGGAGAGACAGUGAAGUCUGUGCAGAGUUCAGGGCGGAUAUAAUCCCUCCAGGCCGGGCUGCAGCGAGGUGACCCAUGUUCCUAGUGCCCACCCUCCUCCAGGGAGAAACUGCCCAGCGUUGUGUGUGUCCUGGCUGUGCGCCCCCCGAAGGUGCAGAAGCGGCCAUCUGCCUUCCAGACUCCCCCCCGGGGACGGCCCAGUGAGGGGGACCAGCGCUGCAAGUCAGGCUGAAAUUGCUAGGGCAGUUCCCAUUCUGCGGGGAGCCCAUUCCUGGCAGGCUGCCAUUUCUGCUGAGCAGCAGCGCAGUGAGUACCGAAUCUGGGCCACCUUCAUGGUGCUGGGGACACAAAUUCCUGUUUCUUUCAACGGACAGAAUGUCUUGGGGACCUCGUGUAAAUCUGGCUGCAGACAGACCAUUACCUGGGGAUUUGCAGGUCCUGCCGAAAAUAGAGUUAUUCCUUGCUUGGGGCUCUCCGCAGAAUGCUAUCUGCAAACCCUCCCCUGGCUUGUCCACUCUGGUCUCGUCAUGUCAGCCUAAGAGGUACUUCCCACAGUGCACAGUCAACCUGUGGAACUCCUUGCCAGGGGAUGUUGUAAACGCCAAGACUAUAACGGUUCAAAAAAAGAACUAGACCAGUUCCUGGAGGAUUGGUCCACCAAUGGCUAUUAGCCAAGAUGGUCAGGGACGCAGCACCGUGCUCCAAGUGUCCCUAAACCUCCAUCUGCCAGCAGUUGGGAGUGGACGCCAAGGGAUGGAUCACUUAAUAAACUGCCCUGUUCUGUUCAUUCCCUCUGAAGCACCUGGCAUUGGCCACUGUUGGAAGACAGGAUCCUGGGCUAGAUGGACCAUUGGUCUGACCCGGCAUGGCCGUUUUGAUGUCAUCCUGUCCCUUCUGACCCAUCGAUGAUGCCAGCUUUGACUGCCUACUUGUCUGCUUCUCUGCUGUUCUCGCCUUGGCCUCCUACAUGACUGCGACCCCCUCCCUGGACUGAUCUCUGAGACCACUCCCUCCCCCCCCCCCCCCCGCAUGUCCCUCCUCCAGGCCGGGUCAUGUCUCCAGGACCUUGGCCGGCUAACAGUGGUGAGGGGGCGGGGGCAGUUGGGUAUAGUCGAUGUGUAUUUAUUCAGUUCCCCACCCUUCGUAUGUUUACAUGGCGCCCUGAGCUGUCCGCUCCUUGGAGCUGGGCCUGCGGCUCCCUGUCCAUGCAGGUGAUGCCUGGCAGGCUGUGGGCCCUGCAGUAACCCAGAUACUGCAUUAUAACAACUGCAGGGGCUCUGGCCACGUGUCCUGGCCAGAGCUGAGCCUGCCGGGCUGGUGGCAGGGGGUACAUCUCCACGGGCCCAGUGUUGGUACGGUGGCUAUUUCCUGUUACUGGGUGAGCUCAGGGUAAGGAAUAAAGAUGUCGUGAGUCGGGA
Chelonia mydas (Green sea turtle) is the source of this 6276-nucleotide messenger RNA. RefSeq names its product zinc finger protein 337. The transcript has 10 exons. Gene Ontology annotation, molecular function: DNA-binding transcription repressor activity, RNA polymerase II-specific. The coding region runs from base 130 to 3711 and encodes 1193 amino acids. The record is from RefSeq and is a predicted model, not a curated record. Gene Ontology annotation, biological process: negative regulation of transcription by RNA polymerase II. Lineage: Eukaryota; Metazoa; Chordata; Testudines; Cheloniidae.